Adineta steineri is the source of this 1926-nucleotide messenger RNA. Lineage: Eukaryota; Metazoa; Rotifera; Eurotatoria; Adinetida; Adinetidae. The record is from the annotation of a GenBank genome assembly.
AUGCCAAACUUAGUUGGUAUCUACAUAUUUUGUGGCAACGAAGCGUUCCAUACAGAAUGGACAACAAAUUGGCCGAAGAUUAAACUUGUCUCAACCAAAAUUGAGUCAAUAUGUAAUGCAAUGCAAAAGGAACUAAUCGACAGUAUACCAAAGAAGGAUACAGCGUUGCCAGUAGAGGAGAAGAAGGACAAGUCCAAGGAACAAACACCGAAUCCAGAGUUGCCAGUAAAGGAAGACACGUCCAAGGAAGAUACGCUCAAGGAAGAUACGCCCAAUAAACAAACAACUAAUCCAGAGUUGCCAGUAAAGGAAGACACGCCCAAGGAAGAUACGCCCAAUAAACAAACAACUAAUCCAGAGUUGCCAGUAAAGGAAGACACGCCGAAGGAAGAUACGCUCAAGAAACAAACAACUAAUCCAGAGUUGCCAGUUGAGGAAGACACGCUCAACGAACAAGUACCAAAUCCACAGUUGCUAGCAAAAGAAAACGAAGACCAUAUCCUAGGUCCAGAGCUCAACCAGGAGGAAUCUGAAAACACGGAUGAUACAGACAGUGUUGCUAGUGAAUCUAAUGCUGGUGAAUCUAAUGCUGGUGAAUCUAAUGCUAGUAAAUCUGUUGCUGUUGAAUAUGUUGCUAGUAAAUCCGUUGCUGGUGAAUCUAAUGCUAGUGAAUCUGUUGCUAGUAAAUCUGUUACUGGUGAAUCUAAUGCUGGUGAAUCUGUUACUGGUGAAUCUAAUGCUGGUGAAUCUGUUACUGGUAAAUCUGUUGCUGGUGAAUAUGUUGCUAGUAAAUCCGUUGCUGAUGAAUCUAUUGCUAGUAAAUCCGUUACUGGUGAAUCUGUUAUUAGUGAAUCUGUUGCUAGUAAAUCUGUUGCUGGCAAUUUAAAUGAUACACCACUGUUCAAAAAGAAUGCGAUAUUUAUCAGUGGUUUACCAUCGACUAUGAUAGAACAGCUUCUGUUCAAUACACUAUAUGAUGAAUUUGGUACUGUUGGUCCAAUUAAAAUUGAUACGCAAACAAAGAAAUCAUGCGUCUUUUUAUUUAGAAGUAAGAAGAAUAAUGAUGAACUGAGUGGUAAUGCGGAGAUCACAUUUGAGAAUGAAGAAGCAGUAGAAGAAGCAAUUAAAAAAUAUAACCAAAUGUGUGUACUGACGUUAAAUAAUGCUCGAAUUGGUGUGAAACAGUCGAAAAUGAAAUCUGCUGUAUUACCACAACGACAACUAGAACUAGUUCUACCAUUACCAAGCGAAGUGCUCAGUGACGAGGAAUCUGAAAGCACAGAUGAUACAAACAGUGUUGCUAGCGGAUCUCUUGUUGGCGAGCCUGGUGUUAACAAACCUGGUAAUCACACACCUAAUGUUGGGGGUCUUGCUAAUGGAGGACUGUUCAAAAAGAAUGCGAUAUUUAUUAAUGGUCUACCUUCGACUAUAGAGGAGCAACUUCUGUUCGAUACACUAUGGGAUGAAUUUAGCACAAUUGGUCCAAUCAAAAUUGAUAAACAAACAAAGGAACCAUCCAUCUGUUUUGUUAAAAACCAACAGCGCAACCAGGAAGAAUCUGAAAACACAGAUAAUACAGAUAGUAUUGCUAGUGAAUCUGUUGCCGACGAUUUAAAUGAUGUACCAAUGUUCAAAAAGAAUACAGUAUUUAUCAGUAGUUUACCAUCGACUAUGCCGGAGCAGCUUCUGUUUGAUACACUACAGAAUGAAUUUGGUACUGUUGGCCCAAUUAAAUUUGAUAAACGAAGAAACAAAUCGUCCAUUCAUUUAUUUAAAAAUAAAAAUAAUAAUGCCCAACUAACUGGCUGUGCAGAGAUCACAUUUAAAAAUGAAGAAGCAGUAGAAGAAGCAAUUAAAAAAUACAACCGUAAUUUUCAAUCAAGUUGUGUAUUCAGGAGUACAAAAUAUUUAUCAUAUCUAUUGUAG